GUGUUCAUGUAAACAACAUAAUGGCCGGCACUGCGAGGCAAGGGGUCCUCUGUUUGGCCAGGAAAUUUGCUGGCUUGGAAUUGAAUUCUAGACGAUCAGCGUGGACAGCGGUCUCCAAAGUCUUUCCGUAUGUUUCGAGUACAGACCAUGGCGGUGAGAAAAAGAAGGAGGUUCCUCAUGACUUCAGGGUGGUGUACCCUGAAUUCAUACCAGACCCGAAGCCAGAGUUUAGGAACAGACUCCGAGAAAAAUUGGAACGAAAGGACAUGUUGAAUCGCAGAAAUAUCAUGGAGAUUCCCGAGUUUUAUGUUGGCUCCAUUAUGGCUGUGACUGUUGCAGAUUUUAAUGCUUCCGGCAAGACUAACAGGUUCGUGGGAAUCUGCAUCCAGAGAGGAGGAUCUGGCCUCAGAGCAUGGUUCAUCUUGAGGAAUGUCAUUGACCAUCAAGGUGUGGAAAUUUUGUAUGAAAUGUAUUCUCCCCUUCUUCAAAGCGUUGAAGUACUCAGGCUAGAAAAACGCUUGGAUGAGGAACUUCUCUACCUGCGCGAUGCUCUGCCUGAGUACUCUACAUUUCCACUCGACAUGGAUGUGGAACCGGUGCUGGAAGGAGCCCCAGUCCCUGUCAAUCCAAUUAAGGUACAACUAAAACCAGGACCUUGGCAUGAAAGAUGGGAGAGGAAAGACUUGCAAGGCGUUUUAGACUUAGGCCUUCCCGAACGCUUUUACAAACGUGCCAAACUGCAUGAAAAGCCUUGGGAAAAGUAUGACCUUAUGAAAGAGUACAGAGCAACUAUCCCAGAGGAGGAGCAAGCAGACAUAUUCCAUGAAAUUGCGCCACAUUACCCACAGUUAGAGGCAUCAAGGAGACGCAUCAGGCGACGAAGGGUGCAGUCAGCACGUUCUUAAUUUAAUUUCCUGAUCAUCAGUAAAUAAAAUGAUUAGCCAUGUUCAUGUAUCUGUAUAAGUA
This is a messenger RNA of Penaeus vannamei (Pacific white shrimp), 966 nucleotides long. RefSeq names its product mitochondrial ribosomal protein L19 (gene mRpL19). Gene Ontology annotation, molecular function: structural constituent of ribosome. The record is from RefSeq and is a predicted model, not a curated record. Lineage: Eukaryota; Metazoa; Arthropoda; Malacostraca; Decapoda; Penaeidae. Gene Ontology annotation, cellular component: mitochondrial large ribosomal subunit; ribosome. Gene Ontology annotation, biological process: translation.